AUGGCCACACAGUACCAGCAGUACGGCAUCACCCCCGGCCAGUCCGCCGAGGCCCCCAAGCGUCCCCAUCUCUACGUCGGAAACCUCUCCCCCCGCGUCACCGACUACAUGCUCACAGAGAUCUUUGCCGUCGCCGGCUCCGUCGCCAGUGCAAAGAUCAUUCAGGACAGAAACUUCCAGCACGGUGGCUUCAACUAUGGUUUCGUCGAGUACGCCGACAUGCGUUCCGCCGAACAGGCGCUCACCACCUUGAACGGACGCAAGAUCUUUGACUCUGAGAUCAGGGUCAACUGGGCGUACCAGGGCAACCAGAACAAGGAGGACACACAGCACCACUUCCAUGUGUUUGUGGGCGACUUGAGCCCCGAAGUCAACGACGAUGUCUUGUCCAAGGCCUUUGGUGCGUUCGGCAGCAUGAGCGAGGCGCGUGUUAUGUGGGACAUGAACUCGGGAAAGAGCAGGGGUUAUGGCUUCCUUUCAUUCCGUGAUAAAGCCGACGCCGAGCAGGCUAUUGCGAGCAUGAACGGCGAAUGGCUCGGUUCUCGUGCCAUCAGGGUCAACUGGGCCAACCAAAAGACCCAGACCGGUGGCGCGCGAACUGGCACUCCCGGCUCUACGCCCAUGGGCAUGCCUCCUAUGGGCAUGGGUCAGGGUAUGCCUCCCCCUGCUGCUGCCCCCAUGCCUACCGCACCGGUGUACGCUGCUCCCCCCUCCGCCCCCCUUUCGUACGAAUCUGUCGCCUCCCAAACCCCCGAGUUCAACUCUACCGUUUACGUCGGCAAUUUGAUCCCCUACACCACCCAGCAGGACCUGAUCCCUGUUUUCCAGGGCUAUGGCUAUAUCGUCGAGAUCAGGAUGCAGGCUGACAGGGGUUUCGCCUUUGUCAAGCUCGAUACCCACCAGAAUGCUGCCAUGGCCAUCACUCACUUGCAGAACCAGCUCGUGCACGGCAGGCCCAUCAAGUGCUCCUGGGGCAAGGACAAGGGGUCUAUGGAGCCUACCGCUGUCCCUGCUGCUGGCUACCCUCCCAUUCAACCUCAGAUGAGCUACCCUGGCUACAACAACUACUACGGCGGCUACAACUACCAGCAAGCUGGUGUCCCUGGUCAGCCUGGACAGGCCGGCAUGGCCGCUCCCCCUCAAGGUGGGGCACCCGUGCCCCAGGUCCCUGGUGCUGCUGGCCAAGCCGAUGGGCAAAUUUCCCAGCAAGGCGCUUGGGAUCCCGCUGCUGCCGCUGCCUACUACCAGGCUGGCGGAUGGGGCGGUUACUACGGUGCGUUGGAAUGA
Cryptococcus wingfieldii CBS 7118 is the source of this 1287-nucleotide messenger RNA. Its product is annotated as nucleolysin TIA-1/TIAR. Gene Ontology annotation, biological process: cytoplasmic stress granule assembly; nuclear-transcribed mRNA catabolic process, nonsense-mediated decay; regulation of mRNA stability. The record is from RefSeq and is a predicted model, not a curated record. Gene Ontology annotation, molecular function: mRNA binding. Gene Ontology annotation, cellular component: cytoplasmic stress granule. The coding region runs from base 1 to 1287 and encodes 428 amino acids. NCBI's taxonomy places the organism in Eukaryota, Fungi, Basidiomycota, Tremellomycetes, Tremellales, Cryptococcaceae. The transcript has 3 exons.